Messenger RNA from Lasiosphaeria miniovina, 1128 nucleotides. RefSeq lists its product as uncharacterized. The transcript has a single exon. NCBI's taxonomy places the organism in Eukaryota, Fungi, Ascomycota, Sordariomycetes, Sordariales, Lasiosphaeriaceae. Bases 478 to 993 code for a protein of 171 amino acids. The record is from RefSeq and is a predicted model, not a curated record.
GAAGGGACCUCCCGCGGUGACGAAACAGCACGAACACAGCGCCCGCGCCGCCCGCAACAGCUGAGGCCGGGCCCAAUUUUAGGUUCCUUCAGGGUCUGGCUAAGAGAGUCGGCCUACCUGACGGCCCAAUCCCGCCACCAAACCGGAACAACACCUGCGGAAGACUGCAUUAGUAACCCGUCUCAGUCGCCCAGGUGUUGGCCGUGCUUACGGGCCCGCCGUCCUGUCUGAUUCCGGAGGGGCACGGCGCUAACGUCAGAGGAAGGGGCCUCAAGUCCUUCUCUUCUUUAAUACCCGUCGCAAGCCCCCCGACCCUAGCCGUUCCCGUCUCCCCUCUGCCCUCUGGGUGAGCCGUGCGUGACAUCUCAUCAGUGAUAUCGAGCAUCGGUGCUCAUUUGUGUGUGUGUGUGUCUUAUUCUUUCUGCUCUGUCCUUAAGUUUUGUCGCUUUUUUUUAUUGUUGCUGUUCUGCUGUUCAUAUGACCCGAGUCGCUGGUUCGAUUCUCAUCUUACCUGCACUUACACCCGUCUUUGCUCGAUCCGAUUAUAUCCACACACCUCAUCUCACCGCACACCUCAUCUCACCACACACCUCAUCUCACCACACACCUCACAUCUCAUACCACACCUCACCACCACACCGUGAUGUUCCAGACUGUGCCCCUGAAGCGCAGUCUCUCGCGCUCCGUCAUCAACCUCAUCAGACGCACCCUGCCCCUGGUCAAGAGCAGACGACGCACCUGGACGACAAACGCCAAAACGAGAGCCCCAAUCGACGCGUGACAUGCAGGAAACAGACUGGGCGGCCGCUCACCCGCCGCCUGUGGACACCUCGUCGGGGUGCUUCUGGAUGGUGGCUGGCGCACACCGUCAUCGGCUCGCCCGCUUCUCUUCAUCCUUUUUUUUUUCGAUUCUUCAUCUCGUCUGUCGCUAUAUCUACCUGUCUAGCCAAGAAACUGACACCUGAGCGUUUCAAGAAAGAAAGAAAAGGCUGAUGGCGCUGCUGCAUCGACAUGUCCCGGGCUCAAGGCCUGACUGAGUCUGAAUGCACACUUUGCGCCAGCCGGCCUCUCGCUUGUUUUGCGGCCUCUUGAGAGCCGUGGGUUUCUUUUGGUUCUCUUAUCUUCUCU